AUAUUUCGAUUGACGGUUUUUUCUCUUUGUUCGCCCGAGAAAUAUGCCAGGUUAUUAUGAAGAAUAUUUUGAAGACUUCCAUACUAUCUUUAACAUUUGCAGUGGCCAUUGGAAAACUGCCAUCUUGAGGACACUUGUUUCUCUUGGCUUUAUCGAUAUAAUUGAAGCCAAAGCAACAGAAACUAAAGGCCCUGUGCUGGCUUCUGAGGUGGCUUCCUUAUGCCAUACUGACAAAGACUUUACGUAUAGGCUAUUGCGAGCUGCCUCAACACUGAGCCUAGUGAAAGAACACGAUUAUCCACAAUACUCUUUUACUGUUACUCGACUAGGAAGCCUACUUUUGAAAGACCGCGAAGACUCUGCUCGAGGUUUGAUAUUAUGGGAAGGAAGCAAAGAGCUGUGUCAUAUUUGGCUCGAAUUAGAAAAAGCUGUAAAAACCGGAAAGAAGGUUACAGGUGACAUGUUUUGGUUGUGAAUUUUUUGAGUUUAUUACUCGUUCUG
Galdieria sulphuraria is the source of this 501-nucleotide messenger RNA. RefSeq names its product O-methyltransferase. The record is from RefSeq and is a predicted model, not a curated record. Gene Ontology annotation, molecular function: methyltransferase activity. Lineage: Eukaryota; Rhodophyta; Bangiophyceae; Galdieriales; Galdieriaceae. Bases 44 to 475 code for a protein of 143 amino acids. The transcript has 3 exons.